AUGUUAAGAUUAAGAUUAGGAUUAAGGUUAAGAUUAAGCUCUGGUAAUAACAAUUAUGAAAAUUAUAAAAGUGGAUUAGAAAAUGAAAAUGAGAAACAAGUAUUGAAUAUUAGUAAAGAAUUUGAUUUAUGGAAAAAAGUUAAUAGAUUUUUUAAUAAAUAUACACUAUCAAAAAGUUUUGCUAUAGAAAAUGCAGAGAAGAUUAUAUUACUUUAA
Messenger RNA from Rhizophagus irregularis DAOM 181602=DAOM 197198, 216 nucleotides. RefSeq lists its product as uncharacterized. The record is from RefSeq and is a predicted model, not a curated record. Lineage: Eukaryota; Fungi; Glomeromycota; Glomeromycetes; Glomerales; Glomeraceae.